Messenger RNA from Brassicogethes aeneus, 1511 nucleotides. The record is from the annotation of a GenBank genome assembly. Lineage: Eukaryota; Metazoa; Arthropoda; Insecta; Coleoptera; Nitidulidae.
GUUUUUGUUAUAUUGCAUAAUUAUGUAUUCUAAAUAAUUUAAAAUGGCAAGACAUAGAGGCGGUUAUUUUUAUUUUACUGUUUCCAUAGUAAACCUGUUGGCAUUUUCUGCAGGAGUGGCUCAGACAUGGACAUCACCCGUUUUACCAAAACUAAAAACACUGGAUGAAAAUCCACUGGGGAAAGUUAUAACUACAUCAGAAGCUUCCCUUGUGAAUGCAUUGCUAAGCAUUGGAAACACAUUUGGCCCUUUAUUGGCAGUUUCAGCAAGUCGAUAUGGGAGAAAAAUCACCAUGUUGCUCAUAGCAAUACCUAUUACUAUUGCGUAUGUGGCGUUAGCAUUUGGAAGUAAUAUAUAUGUGUAUUAUAUCGCACGAUUUGUUAAAGGACUAGGUGUUGGAAGUUCACUGUUGAUACUGCAGAUUUACCUUGGUGAAGUGGCAGCGAAAAAUAACAGAGGCACAUUCGGUUGUUUAUCCUCGGUAUACUACGGUUUAGGAGCAUUGUCGGUGUAUGCUAUUGGACCUUAUGUUUCCAUUAAAGUUUUUAGUUUGACAUGCCUAACUCCUGUAGGUUUGUUUUUAAUAUUUUAUGCUUUUAUACCUGAAAGCCCAAUACAUUUAGUCUUAAAUGGGGAUAACGUGGGAGCCGAACAAUCUUUGAUAAAGCUACGGGGUGCCACUGAUGUGAAGGAAGAGCUAAGUGAAAUGGUUAAGUUCUGCGAAAAAAAGAAGACGGGCAAUAUAAGGGAUAUAUUAAAAUCGCCGGCAUUAAAAAAGUCCCUAACUAUAUGCUUUGGUUUGUUUAUUUUUCGACAGUUAUCAGGUAUGGAUGUCAUACUAUCGAACAUGCAGAUAAUUUUUGAGGCUGUAGGUCAAAGCCCAAUUUCUGCCGAGCAAUCACCAAUAAUAAUCGGCGCUUGUAAGAUUGUCGUAACCAUUUUAACAUCCCUGGUAGUCGAAAAGUCCGGCAGGAAAAUUUUAUUAAUAUUUUCCGCUACAGGAGCGAGUUUAUCCAUACUAACCCUGGGUAUAUUCUUCUAUUUACACGAGCAUAACUAUGAUGUAUCCAAUGUUAACCUACUGCCACUAAUCUGUAUGACCUUAUUCAUCAUAAGCUGUAGUUUUGGUUUAAUGCCUCUACCCUGGGCCAUCUUGGGGGAAAUUUUCCCCAACAACGUCAAAUCUACCGCGUCGAGUUUCGCAGCCUCCCUAAACUACUUUGUGGCCUUCAUGGUAACUUUGAUUUUUCCUUACUUUGAGGAUUUUAUCGGGAUGUCUGGCGGAAUGAUUUUUUUUGGAGUCUCCAGUGGUGUUUGCGUGAUUUUCGUUUGGUUGGUUGUUCCGGAAACGAAGGGAAAAUCCUUGGCGGAAGUUCAAGAUAUGUUGGACAAAAAAAAUGAUGGCAGCAAUUAAAUCUUACUGUAAAUAAAAUGUAUGUUUUAUUUUAUUUUUAUUCUACAAAAUUACUUCAUUUUACCUAGUAUAAGUUAAAAUUCUAGUUAAAUAACGA